This is a messenger RNA of Cannabis sativa, 1098 nucleotides long. RefSeq names its product chaperone protein dnaJ 72. Bases 266 to 802 code for a protein of 178 amino acids. The record is from RefSeq and is a predicted model, not a curated record. NCBI's taxonomy places the organism in Eukaryota, Viridiplantae, Streptophyta, Magnoliopsida, Rosales, Cannabaceae. The transcript has 3 exons.
UGCUAAAAAAAAAUUACCUAAAUUAUUUAGUAAGAAAAAAAAAUAAUAAAUAAAAUAAAUUAUUAGAAUUAGAAGGAAGGAAAGAAUCCAUUGCCGGCUAUGGAAGCGCCACGAAGACGCCAUUUCCUCCCGCCACCAAUACACUUCUCCCCGCCAUGGAUUCACCAAAGCCUUUAACUUUCCAAUUCCUCUCUCCUUCCCCAUACAAACCCAAUUUCUCCUUUUCCAUUUUCUCAGGAAAAUUCGUAAUGAGAGUUUCACACAAAUGGACCACUACGAGGUACUGGGUCUGACCAAGAACGCCACCAAGGACGAAAUCAAGGAUGCUUUCCGACGAUUAGCCUUUAAAUUUCACCCCGACAAGCAUUCUGGAUCUUCCAAGUCUGUCAAGGACACUGCUACUCUCAGAUUCAAACAGGUCUCUGAAGCUUAUCAGAUCCUCAGCGACGAUCGGAAGCGCGCCGACUAUAAUUUCCGAUAUCGGUAUCAUAAUUCUGGUGGUGGUACUGGUAAUUCUUAUGGGUAUGGUUAUGGCUAUGGUCAACACAAUUAUGGUAGCGAAUAUCGACCUGGUUCUGGGUCUGGCUCUAAUGGGUUCGUUUCGAAAUUUGAGAAUGUUCUUCGUUACUUAACCACGAGAGCUUUUCUUCUUAAUGUUGUUUUUGCUGGUGCUUUACUAGGUGGGAUGUUUGUAAUCGAUAUGGGCAAGGACGCAUUGUGGAAGAUGCAUAAUUCCGGGAAAUCUUUUGAAGAAACCAUGGAGUCUAUUGAGAAAGCCAAAGCAGAGAAGGAUAAGACAUAAGACGGCUUCCAUCGAAGCUGUCCGACAAGGGUUUCUUCUGAUCUGUUGUUUGGCUCCUUUCAAUGAGAUAAUAACAUACAAGAAUACACAUGAAGAUAAUAAAAAAUCAAUAAUAUAGAGAGUAAAAUACCAUACUGUUUUUUGUAUUAACUGUAAAAGAUUUGUUCAUGCAAUAAUCUACACAGUUUGUAUGUAAUUCAUUCUCCUAUUUUCUUUGACAUGUGAGUGAUUCAUGUAAAUAGAGAUUAUGUCAGUUUGUGCUAAUGACUAAUAAGUGAACAUUUAUUUAUCUUCAA